GCACACGUAGUAUAUUGGCCAAAGCGUGCAAGCCCUCCUUCUUGGCCGUGGUCAAUUGAGAAACUUUCAACCUAUUUGCUAUUGCUUGAGGUUCUAGGAGCAAGUCAAGAUGGGCAAGAAACAACAUCAAAAGGACCGCAUGUUUUUGACAACGAAGGAAUGGAAAGAAGAAUGGGGUGGGCACAAGGGCGCCAAGGCGGCUGCGCCCUUCAAGCGCCUGCCCUUCCACUGCUGUGCCAUCAACUUCACGCCCUUCGAGGACCCGGUGUGUACGGACGACGGCACGGUGUAUGACAUCGCGUCCAUCGUGCCGUACAUCAUGAAGUUUAAAAAGCACCCCGUGAGCGGCGAGCCGCUGGCGCUGAAGGACCUGACGCGGCUCAACUUCUCCAAGAACGGGGACGGCGAGUGGAACUGCCCCGUUAUGGGCAAGGUGUUUACGGAGCACACGCACAUCGUGGCCAUCAAGACCACGGGCAAUGUGUACUGCUGGGAGGCGGUGGAGGAGCUGAACGUCAAGCCCAAGAACUGGAAGGACCUGCUGACGGACGAGCCCUUCACGCGCAAGGACAUCAUACACAUCCAGGACCCGCUCAACUUGACAGGGCGCACCAUCGACCAGUUUGACCACGUGAAGCGGCAGCUGACGUUGGACGACGACGAGGGCGCCGACGGCGCCGCCGUCAGCAACAUCCGCAAUGCCACAGACGACAUGAAGCGCGCGUUGGGCGCACUCAACACCAGCGAGGCAAAGAACGCCUUUGCCACCGGCGGCGGCGGCAAGCGAGUGGAGGCCGCGCGGCUGCUGGCAGAGGCAAAGGCCAAAGCCGGUGGCGCUGGCGCCGGCGGCGCAGGAGCGGGAGCGGGGUCCACGACAGCGGCGCAGGAGCGGCAGACGGGCUCGGGUGCGCCCUCGACGUCAGGGCCGGCGCCGGCGGCCGCAGCAGGCGCGGGAGGGGGCGACUGGCGGUUGCGGGCGCCGGAGCGGAACACGGAGAUGCCGGCUUUCAAGCCCGGCGCCGUGACGUGGGACACAGACGACAAGAUUACGCCGGCGGCCGCGCCCACGGGCGGGAAAGGGAAAGGCAAGGGCGGCGGCGGGGGGGCCGGGGCGGCGGCGAAGCCGCCGGCGGGCUCCGUGGAGGGCGGCUCCGCUGCCAACGGCGGCAAGCCGUCGCCGUCGGCCUGGUACGAGGCGCAGGGGCACGUGAAGUACGUGGAGAGCGCGCAGAGCACGGGCGCAACGUCGCGGUCGUUCACCAGCACCGCGUGGGCGCCCAGCACCAAGAACGACCGGGCGCGCACGCGGCUGCAGCGCACGCCCACCAAGAAGGGCUACGUGCGCCUGCACACCAACCUGGGCGACCUGAACGUGGAGCUGCACUGCGACCUGGCGCCGCGCACCUGCGAGAACUUCCUGGCGCUGUGCGACAUGGGCUACUACGACAACACGCCCUUCCACCGCUCCAUCAAGAACUUCAUGAUCCAGGGCGGCGACCCCACCGGCAGCGGCAAGGGCGGCGAGUCCAUCUUCGGCCCCACCUUCAAGGACGAGCUGGACAGCAGACUGGUGCACGCGGGCCGGGGAGUGCUGUCCAUGGCCAACAGCGGCCCCAACACCAACGGCUCCCAGUUCUUCAUCACCUUCAAGUCCUGUCGGCACCUGGACUUCAAGCACAGCGUGUUUGGGCGGGUGGUGGGCGGGCUGGACAUCCUGAGCGCCAUGGAGAAGACCCCCACAGACCCCGACGACUGCCCCACAAGCCCCAUCACCAUAACAGGCGCCACGGUGUUCACCAACCCCUUCUACGAGCUGGAGGAGGAGGAGCGCAAGGCGGAGGCGGCGGAGCGCAAGAAAGCGGACGCGGAGGCGGCGGCAGCGUCGGACCCCAUCCUCAACAAAGUGGGGACAUGGUACAGCAAGCCCGGCGCGGGAGGCGACACGGCGGCGGCGCCCGCGCCCGUGCGCAGCGGCGUGGGGAAGUACAUCGCCGGCGGCAUGCUGGCGAGCAGACCGGCGGCGCCUGCCGCGGCGCCAGCGGCAGCAGCAGCAGCGGCACCUGCAGCGGCGCAAGCGCGGAUGGCGGUAGCGGAGGAUGACGAGCGGCCGGUGAAAAAGGCAAAGCCGUCAUCCGCCCUUAGCAACUUUGAUACGUGGUGAGGGUGCUGCCGAGCCGGCGGUUGUGGGGGCGUCUGGUGGAGGGGCAAGCGGGCGGCGGGUGUUGCUGUUGGUGUUGUGCACGUGCUUACGUUGCGGACGCUCACGAGACAGCUUGUUAGCCGGGUUUGGCGCGAUGAUGUUGUGUGGUAGGGGUCGCACUGCGAAGUGCGUAUUGGCCUACGAAUGCGGUGGCAGACGCGCCUCGAUUGGGAGGCGUUGUGUUACAAUGUGGCAACGCCACAUCCUGCCUUUCCAUGUAAGAAU
Molecule: messenger RNA, 2425 nt
Organism: Chlamydomonas reinhardtii
Lineage: Eukaryota; Viridiplantae; Chlorophyta; Chlorophyceae; Chlamydomonadales; Chlamydomonadaceae
Exons: 11
Coding region: 110-2161 (683 amino acids)
Biological process (GO): protein folding; protein peptidyl-prolyl isomerization; protein polyubiquitination
Cellular component (GO): catalytic step 2 spliceosome
Molecular function (GO): ubiquitin-ubiquitin ligase activity; peptidyl-prolyl cis-trans isomerase activity
Source: RefSeq, a predicted model, not a curated record